This is a messenger RNA of Rhodamnia argentea, 1741 nucleotides long. Its product is annotated as BTB/POZ domain-containing protein At1g55760. Gene Ontology annotation, molecular function: protein binding. Lineage: Eukaryota; Viridiplantae; Streptophyta; Magnoliopsida; Myrtales; Myrtaceae. The coding region runs from base 478 to 1464 and encodes 328 amino acids. The transcript is spliced from 4 exons. The record is from RefSeq and is a predicted model, not a curated record.
UCCCCACGCACACUCCUCCCUUCCUCCUCCCCCUGCUCCUCCCGAAGUGCUCUGUAAGCCAACCACCCAACCAUUUUCUCUCUCUCUCUCUCUCCCUCUCUAAGUCGAGAGAGAAAGGUCUCAGUCUCACCAUCAAUGGCGUAAAGCAGGAACCAAAUCCUUGCGUGCCCGAAAGCAUCGAAAAGGAAGCCUUGUUCCUCUGUUGGGUGGGUCUUUUCUUUAUCGUAUCUUGAAGAAAGCGCUCGGAACAGUUCACUGGCAGUAAGUGUUGGGGGAGAGGGCGAAAGAGGAGCCGGAGAAAAGAAGCCGCCACGGCGACGUAUUCGUGCAUGAGGAAGGAGAGAGGAGGGAGAGGCGAGAGCGACGGGGAAGAGCGGAGCCGCAAACCUGGGAAAGCACGGGGAGUCUCUGGGCGGAGGAGGAAUCUUCGACUGCAUCCAUGAGAUCACGACGGCCCUCGCGUUCGCCAACGCUAGGAUGAGCGAUUCCGCCUACCGAGUCGACACCACGCCCCGCCUCGCCCAAUGGAGGAUCGACAACCUCGCUUCCUGCACCUACCGCAAGUCCGAUCCUUUCAAGAUCGGUCUCUGGAAUUGGCAUAUGUCUGUGGAGAAGAACCGGAUGUUGUAUGUUAAAUUGUAUCCGGAGAUUUCGGCUGUGACGAGAGAUAAUCCCCCGAUCGCAUCUUUCGUCGUUCGCGUGGUUUGUUCAGCUGGAGGUCGCAAAGCUUUGACACACCCCGAAAUAAGAGAUAAGCAGCUCAAGAAUAACGACGAUUUCAUUUGGGCGAUCGACGUCCCGCUAACCGGAAAGCUCAUCAUCGAUGUCGAAUUCCUUGAUCUAAAGAUCAAGUCUCCUGAGAGCGCAGAACCUUUCUCCAUUUGGGCUGAAGGAUACACGCGGAAGCUAUCGAAUCUGACGGCGCUUUCAACCCUCGGCCGAAUGUUGAAGGAAGGCAUCCACACGGACAUCAUCAUCAAUGCUUCCAACGGGAGCAUCGGGGCCCACCUUGCCGUGCUCUCCUCGAGAUCCCCAGUCUUCCGCGGCAUGUUCACUCACGACCUGAAAGAGAAAGAGCUUUCCACGAUAAACAUUUCCGACAUGUCGAUCGAGGCCUGCGAGGCUUUCCUUCACUACAUCUAUGGCAAUAUCCAGCAAGGCGAUUUUCUCGAGCACCGGCUCGCGCUCCUUCGGGCAGCUGAUAAGUACGAUGUGGCCGACUUGAGGGAGGCGUGCCACGAGAGCCUCCUGGAAGACAUAGACUCGCAGAACGUCCUCGAGCGGCUUGAGAGCGCGCAUCUUUAUCAGUUACACAAACUGAAGACCGGCUGCUUGCUGUAUCUUGUGAAGUUUGGUAAGAUAUUCGACAUCAGGGAUGAUCUAAACGCCUUCAUUCAAUCCGCGGACAGGGACCUCGUGGCAGAGAUCUUUCAAGAGGUUCUCAAUGCGUGGAAGGGUUUCUGAGGAUCCUACGCUGACAAGACACGAAACGGAAAACAACAAAGAAGAAAGCAUAGUGUGUCGAUCGGACUCAAUCAUACUGUCCUAGUCCUACAAAGUGGGCUUCUAGUUGUAGUUCCUUAAUGCAUUGCUAUUGAAGGUCAUUCUUUUGAUUGUCCAGUUGUACAUAAAUUGGUUGUGAUUCAAGCUGAUUUGAUAUAUGUUAAGAGAACUGAUCUCAUCAUAAUGUAUUGAUAAUUUAUUCAAGUGUGAAAAGUUAUGACAGUUCACCGUUUUUAUU